AGUAACAUGUUCAAAACAGUCCUUAGACAUCUAAAGAACACGACAAUGGGCUGACAGGAGAAUCUAAACUGAAAAAAAAAAAAUGGAAAAGUAUUCUGCACUGUGCCUUUUACUGUGUGUUAUCGCUGGCUGUAUUGCUGACGAUCUCACUUACUUGAACGAGUUCUACUCUAAAACGCCUCAGAGGUUGUCCAAAUACAGCUGGUUCGGGAACGUUCGGCUCCAUCACUUCAGGGUGUCGGAAGAUGCGGUGCUCGUGCGGUGGCUGCUCACGGUCUCACGGGGAUCCGGGCUGAGCUGUGGCAACCAAAACAUCACUGUGCACUUUAGAGCAGGAGCUCCCCCGGUCAUCAACCCCAUACAAACAGCCUUUCCGAACGCCACAUCAGUCUCUCUUGCUCACAACUUGACUCUGACCGUUCCCAGUGGACAGAGCGUCAGUGUGACACUGUUCAAUGUGACGCACCCCAAACCUGGUGACUGGUUCCUUGCUGCUCACCUGCCUAAAGAUGACGGCAAGAUAGAGCAACAGGGUCUGCCAUCUUGCUCAUACUUAUUCCAGGCACAGAUGUUUUUGAGAAGAGCUGCUGACCUGCCCAUCCUGCAAUACAACAUUCCUCUCUAUCAAACACUAACUUCAGCUCCAGCUCUGUUUAAGGUCUUUGUUCCAGAGUUCUCCUCCAGGUUGGAUGUUUUCAUCUUGAACUGUUCUGUAAUGCUGGGAAAUGAUUGCGGGCUGUCAAUCACCGUAGGCUCCAGCACUUUGAAGCAGGGCUCAGAAGUGAAACAGAACUGUUCAGGGUUAGAGAGCUGCUUCGCAUCGGUCCUCAUUCCCCCGUGGAACACCUGGUUGCUGGUUAUGGUUGAGUCUAGUCAACCAAACACGACAAUAGAUUUCAACAUCUCUGCCAAUGUCACAGUGGGAUGUAAACCUUUGAGCGUCUCUUCAGAUUUCAACACCUCAGCCUUUAUACGUACCAUCAUUGCUCCACAAAGCAACAGCUCAGGUGCCCUCAGUAACACUUCCGUUUCCACGAGAGACCAACCGGGCGUCCUUGCUAACACCUCUGAGCCAGUGUGCAUGAGAAGCCCUUCAGUGUUCAGAGACGAACAGGAUGUGCUAUCACUACGCUUCACCGUUUCCAACAGCAACCUCAGCGUGACCUCUGACCUUCCAACUGUGCUCACACUUGAGCACUCUUCUAGUGAUAGUGGCGGCACAUUUGUUGUACAGCUCAACUUGAACACUAGUUCUCUGGUUGGUGGAUUUGCUCGUGUCAAAGCAUGUCUCACACCUUUUGCUCCCGUACUUCAUGUAAACCGCAGCCAGACUUGUGCCACAGGGUUUGCACAGGGCUAUUCUCUGAGCGUGAGCAGCAAUGAAUCGAACGCACUGUUGAGGAUCCCAUUCCCAGAUGCAGCAGUGUGGUACCUCAGCCUCCAGACCGUGUGCAAUGACAGUGUUGACUGCAGUAACGCAUCAGCUAUAGUGAGUGUGUCUGUGAGUGUGAGCGCGUGCAUUGACGACUGUGGGCCGUACGGAGAGUGCAGACUGCUACGCACGAACAGCUACCUCUAUGGCGCAUGUGUGUGCAAAGCAGGUUGGCAGGGAUGGGGCUGUACGGAUGGAGUGACUGCGCAGUCGUUCUCUCGACAGAUGGCAGCAGCUCUGCUCCUCACCUUUAGUAACCUUUUCUUCAUCCCGCCCAUCAUCGUGGCGCUUUACAGAGGAUACCUCAUCGAGGCCGCCAUCUACUUCUUUACCAUGUUUUUCUCCACGUUUUAUCAUGCGUGUGAUCAGCCCGGUGUGACUGUGAUGUGUAUCAUGGACUACGACACCCUCCAGUUCUGUGAUUUCUUGGGAUCCGUCGUGUCAGUGUGGGUGACCAUUGUGUGCAUGGCACGGCUUCAGGAGCCAAUAAAAUAUCUAUUGUUUAUGGCGGGCACUCUUGUCAUUUCCAUGGCGAUGCAGUUGGACCGCAGGGGGUUGUGGAACCUUCUAGGCCCUGUCCUCGUUGCUUUGGUCAUUAUGGUCACUUCCUGGGUUUAUCGAGGUGUGAAACGUCGUCAUUGUUACCCUCCAUUAUGGCGUCGCUGGGUGUUGUUCCUGCUCCCAGGCAUUGUAUCUGCACUGAUUGGAGUGUGUGUGUACGUCUUCGCACAGACAGAUAGCAACUACUACUACACUCAUUCCAUAUGGCAUGUCAUGGUGGCCACAAGCGUGGUCUUCCUCUUACCACCCCGUGAAAAACACGUUCCCCCCUGGGGCUGGACAAACAAAAUCUGUAGCUACAGGAGAUGUAAAAAUGAGAAAGUAGAGCUUUACACUGAUACCUAAAUACACUGGUAUUGAUAUCUGCACAAACCCUAAUGGAUUUUCAUGUGCAAUUUUUACAGUUUUACAAAUUUUAGCGGUUAGCUUUCUGAAACACGUCAAGCUUUAAUGAAAUAUUCUCUUCUUAAGUCACCAAAACCACUGAAAUGCAGGUGUAGUGUAUGUUUAUAACUACUUAAAGGGAUAGUUUACCCAAAAAAUGUAUUCUAA
Rhinichthys klamathensis goyatoka is the source of this 2545-nucleotide messenger RNA. RefSeq names its product post-glycosylphosphatidylinositol attachment to proteins 6 (gene pgap6). The coding region runs from base 83 to 2338 and encodes 751 amino acids. Gene Ontology annotation, cellular component: plasma membrane. Lineage: Eukaryota; Metazoa; Chordata; Actinopteri; Cypriniformes; Leuciscidae. The record is from RefSeq and is a predicted model, not a curated record. The transcript has 13 exons.